Molecule: messenger RNA, 2700 nt
Organism: Piliocolobus tephrosceles (Ugandan red Colobus)
Lineage: Eukaryota; Metazoa; Chordata; Mammalia; Primates; Cercopithecidae
Gene: NAPEPLD
Product: N-acyl phosphatidylethanolamine phospholipase D
Exons: 5
Coding region: 385-1785 (466 amino acids)
Biological process (GO): N-acylethanolamine metabolic process; N-acylphosphatidylethanolamine metabolic process
Cellular component (GO): membrane-bounded organelle; cytoplasm
Molecular function (GO): N-acylphosphatidylethanolamine-specific phospholipase D activity; zinc ion binding
Source: RefSeq, a predicted model, not a curated record
UCUCGACUGUGAUUGAGUUGACUAUGAGAGUCCAUCAAAGGGUCUGCAGGAUCCCAUUUAGUUUUAGCAACUGUGGCUGGUGUCCAGGAAUGUGUUCAUGCGAUCUGAAAGUAAGCCUCUGGCUUAGGACAGCUGGGGGGAACCAAUUUAGUCUUAGGAGGGUCCUGCAGAGUGUUUGAGUCGCGAGGCGGGGCGGGGCAGGCCGGGAGAAGGCUGCGUGCUCCCAGGCGCUUCCUUUACCAAGAUGGCUUCGACGCCCCGGCCCACAGGGGCGGCCAUCUUGGUAAGGGUUAGAGAGGCAGCCUGAGGCAGGCCGCUGAUGGCCCUGCUGUGAGAUUCGAAGGUCAUAAUAAGGGAGUGACCCAGCGACGACUCGCCCCAAGGAUGGCGAGGCGAAGAGCGCUGAAGCGCUGCCUGCAGCUCCUGGCACCCUCGGCGGAGCCGGCGAGGCGGACAGGGGGUCGGAAGAACCCGGCCACCGGCCGCCGAGGCCCCUCCCGCUACGCGGCGAAGCUUUGCAAGGGGACUCUGCGGCCGGAAACCGAGGAACAGAGGCGGCGCGCGCGCCCAGCCACCCCCAUUGCACGUUCUUCACCAAAGGACAUGGAUGAAAAUGAAAGCAACCAGUCCCUGAUGACAAGCAGCCAAUAUCCUAAAGAAACAGUAAGAAAACGUCAAAAUUCAGCACGGAAUUCCAGAGGAAGUGAUUCUUCUAGGUUUUCCAGGAAAAGCUUCAAACUGGAUUAUAGACUAGAAGAAGAUGUAACUAAAUCUAAGAAAGGAAAAGAUGGGAGAUUUGUGAAUCCGUGGCCAACGUGGAAAAACCUCUCUAUUCCAAAUGUUCUCAGAUGGCUGAUAAUGGAGAAAGAUCACAGCAGUGUUCCAAGUUCUAAAGAGGAACUUGACAAAGAACUCCCAGUGCUUAAGCCGUAUUUUAUCACUAACCCUGAAGAAGCUGGAGUGAGGGAAGCUGGCUUAAGAGUCACAUGGCUGGGACAUGCCACAGUAAUGGUGGAAAUGGAUGAGCUCAUAUUUCUCACGGAUCCCAUCUUUAGCUCUCGUGCUUCACCGUCGCAGUACGCGGGUCCAAAGCGAUUUCGUCGUUCCCCGUGCACAAUAAGUGAACUCCCUCCAAUAGAUGCGGUCCUUAUCAGUCACAACCACUAUGACCAUCUGGACUACAAUUCUGUCAUUGCUUUGAAUGAGCGAUUUGGUAACGAGUUGAGAUGGUUUGUGCCUUUGGGUCUUCUUGACUGGAUGCAAAAAUGUGGCUGUGAGAAUGUGAUUGAGUUGGACUGGUGGGAGGAGAAUUGUGUCCCCGGACAUGAUAAGGUCACCUUUGUCUUUACACCUUCCCAGCACUGGUGUAAAAGGACUCUAAUGGAUGACAACAAGGUGCUGUGGGGCAGCUGGUCUGUCUUGGGGCCUUGGAAUCGAUUUUUUUUUGCAGGAGAUACUGGUUAUUGCCCUGCUUUUGAAGAGAUAGGAAAAAGAUUUGGACCUUUUGACCUUGCAGCUAUUCCCAUUGGAGCUUAUGAACCAAGGUGGUUUAUGAAAUACCAGCAUGUAGACCCAGAAGAAGCUGUGAGGAUUCACAUUGAUGUCCAAACAAAGAAAUCUAUGGCAAUUCACUGGGGAACUUUUGCCUUAGCAAAUGAGCAUUACUUAGAGCCUCCAGUGAAGCUGAAUGAAGCUCUAGAGAGAUACGGACUUAAUGCUGAAGAUUUUUUUGUCUUGAAGCAUGGAGAAUCAAGAUACCUAAAUACUGAUGAUGAAAACUUUUAAUAAAUGUGAGCACAGGCACUUUUAAUGAAAAAGGCAUCAUCUAAGUUUAAAAACAAAUGAAAAGACUUAGAAAUUCAUGAAUAUUGUGAUUCUUUUACAUUUGGAAACAACUUCUGUAAGUUUAUGUUUUAUGUUUUGUGUAGUAACUUGCUUCCUAAUAUGAUCAGCUCAUAUACACUAUGAGAGGGUUCAGGGGUGGGUCAUUUAAAUAAUGAAUUGGCUAAUGUGGAUUUUAAAUCUCCUAUCAUGAUAUAAGCACUGCAAUGGAAACGUUUUUACUAAAGCAUUACACUUUUGGGGUAGUAGAAUUUCCUGAGAUUGUGAAAAACUGAUAUUGAAGACUCAUUUUGUUUUUUCCAUUCUUCAGGACCUUCUGCAAGGUGAGUCAAGCCUGUCUACCUACCUAGAUUUUUUUCAGAGGCCUACAAAUACAAGUAUCUUUCUUAUAUGCACAUUAUAAUAAAUGAUGAAAUUCAGUCCAACAUGCUUAUUAUAAACAGCAAUUCUUGCUCUAUCAAGAUUAGCUUAUAUGCCAAAUAUUAAAUAUGGUUUAUUUCAGUAAGCAUAAAAACAUAGGGGCUAUCAUUUUUAAAGACUUGAUUUUUUCUAUUGUGGUAAAAAUAUAUAAAUACGUAUUUGCCAUUUUAAACAUUUACCAUUUUAACCAUUUUUAAGUGUACAGUUCUUUCGCAUUAUGCACCCAUGACUACCAUUCACUUAAGUUUUUGAAAGAGGGAACAGUAUUUUUUUUUUUCCUCGAGCCUUCAGAUGAGAGGAAACAGUGUAUUCUGUUGCACAUCUACAAUUCCCAAAAGACCUCUUACUUUGGGAGGCCAAGGUGGGUGGAUCACUUGAACCCAGGAGGUCGACAUCAGCCUGGGCAACAUGGUGACUUCGUCUCUAGGUGGGGGGGGG